GCCUUCAUCCUGCUCAUCCUCCUUCUACAGUUCCACGUCUUAUCGCUCUCCCCUUACACGCAUCCUCGAGACCUCGCCUCCACCCGAGGCUGUUGUACGUCACCAGGCUGCCAUUCACACCCACGCGUCGUUCGACAUGCCUUCAUCCACAGGCCCAGUGAAUGAGGACACUCUCAUCACCAUCAAGGUCUCGUUCGACGACUCUACCAAGAGACUCAAGUUGCCUCUCAAGGACCUUGGUGCAAACACGCUUCCUGUCAAGCUCCGUCAAGUUCUCUGCAUCGCCCCCGACCAAGCUGUCGUCUUCGAGCGCUAUUCCGACUCGGCCGGCGGCUAUGUCGUCCUCGACGACUCCAACCCUGCCGUCUUCAAGACUCUCAUCCGUGCUGCCAAGGCCAAGUUGAAGCUCAAGCUGAGAGCAUCUGCUCCCUCAGAAGAGACCAAGAUUGAUGCCCCAUCUGAGGAGUCAUCUGUCGUUCCCGAGGCCCCUAUUGCGCCCUCGAGAAGCGCCACUACCCUCGAUCAGCACUCCAUCGGACCCGGCAUCUUCGAGUUCCGUGAUGCACUCAGCUCCAUGAAGACCGACGUCGAGGCCCCAGUCCCUCGUCCAUUUGACUUCACCGCAAACACAACUGUCCAGGGUGUCAAGCAUGUCCUGCCUCUGCGUGUGGCCCAAUCCAUCGAGGAGGUCUCCAGAGGCCCAUGGUCGGUCUUCUGCAACUCUUGCGAUAGAGUUAUGAGCAACGUGCAUUACCAUUGCGGAGUCUGUGAUGGUGGUGACUUUGACCUUUGCGAGACUUGCAUCACCAACGGUGCCGCCUGUCUUGGUGAUGGUCACUGGUUGGUCAAGCGCUCUAUUCAAGAUGGCAAGGUCAUCAGCAGUACCACGGAACGCUUUGCUCCCAAGCCCAAGCACUCCGCUUCGUCUGCACCUCUGCCCAAGUUCGAGGUUGUCAAGGACAUUCCUGGAGCUUUCACUGAUGAUGUCAAGACCUUGUCAGAGUCGAUGCGCACCUGCAACGCCUGUGUCGUUACGCUCCCCGACCGCGACUUUGUCACAUGCAUCCAAUGCGAUGAUUAUGACCUCUGCUUGAACUGCCACACACUGAAUGCCCACGGUCACCACCCCGGCCAUCACUUCAAGCCUGCUGUCGACGGUGCAGAUCUUUCGCUUGCUCAGGAGGCUCUUCUCCCUGCCGGCCGCAACUUCAGACACACUGCUAUCUGCGACGGCUGCGACAAGAUGAUCCAUGGCGUGCGACACAAGUGUUUCGACUGUCCUGACUUUGACUACUGCGGCGAAUGCCACCAGAAUGCUCGUCACACUCACCCCCGCCACCGCUUCGCUGCCAUCUACGAGCACUUCAAGGGCCGUCCUGCAUCGUCCGUCUCUCACCAUGGCAUCUACUGCGAUGGUCCGCUUUGCAAGGGCAAGCCGCACCAAUCUUACAUCCAAGGUGUGCGAUACAAGUGUGUCGUCUGCCAUGACACAGACUUCUGCCAGAACUGUGAAGCUUUGCCUACUACCCAUCACAACAAGACUCAUCCUCUGGUCAAGUUCAAGACUCCUGUAAACCACCUGACAAUCUCAACCGAGAGUGAGACCAAGCAUGGAGUCCGUAAGCUCGGCGAUCGUGAAUUUGUUCGCAAUGUUCACUCUCCUGUCAUCCCCAACCGCAGACAGUCAGCCAAUGUCACCGCUCCUGUCAAGACUGUUGCCGACAUCAAGCCGUCGCCUCAAGCUGAAGAGAAGAAGGUUGAGGAGAAGAAGGAGGAAGUCCCGGCGCCAGUUCUACAGCCUGCUGCUGUUGCUACUCCCGUGCCCAACGCACCUUCCGCCGUUCUCCAGGCCCACUUCGUCGCCGAUCGCAUCCCUGACGGUACUGUCAUUGCUCCCAACACCCGCUUUGUUCAGUCCUGGACUAUUCGCAACCCUGGACCUGAUGCUUGGCCCGCUGGAUGCAGUGUCCGCUUUGUUGGUGGCGACAACAUGCUCAACGUUGACAACACUCAGGUCGCAGCCGUCUCUGAUAUUGCUGAUGCUACUGAGAGCAACGUUGUCGGUCGUGAAGUCUUGCCUGGUGAGGCUUUCCCUUUCGCUGUGACAAUGAAGGCCCCUGCUCGUGAGGGUAAGUGCAUCAGCUACUGGCGCCUCAAGUCUGCCGACGGCACGCCAUUCGGUCACCGUCUCUGGUGUGACAUCGAUGUCAAGAAUGCUCCAGUCGUUUUCACUGGGGCUGCUCCAGUGCCCCGCUCCCCAGUCACUGUUCAAUCCACAUCCCAGGCACAGAGCUACUAUGCUCUUUACAAGGAGCGCAUGAACGCAUUGAAGACACACCUUGACCAGACCAACACUCAGAGCUCAACGGCACCUACGAUGCCUGCUGCUGCUGCUCUUGCUGCAGCAGUUGCACCCACCGAGGUCUCGGAGGAAUCACAGAAGCCUGCCAACGCCGUCAUGGUCACUCAAACAUUCGAGGUUACCAAGACUCCUGCUGAGGCAGAUAUUGAAGUUGCCGAGUCAGAACAUGAGGAGGGUGAGCUGAAGGGUAGCCAAAUGGUCUUCCCCACCCUAGACAAGGAGAGUCCCUCGAGCUCAACCUACGAAUCCUUCAGUGGUUCAGGCUUGAGCAAGAAGGCACAUGAGGAGACAGAGCAGGCAUCCCAGACUUCUGACAUUGCCGACAGUGUUGUCAGUGAUGACGAGGGCUUCGAAGACAUCACCGACGACCUCGAAGUUCUCAGCGCUAACGAGGAGGAGACCUCGGAUGACGGCUUCCUCACCGACGACGACUAUGACAUUCUCGAUGCCAGCGACCAAGAGACCGUUGCAUCGAUGAAGUAAAAGCUGCAGCUUCUAGAUUGAGCAGAGAGUUACUCACACGAAUGACUCCUCAACCCACUUUUUCCUUUUGUUAUCGAUUCCUCGCCAUGAUUGCUGGUACUUCCAAGGCGAGGUGGGAUUUGAUGGUCACUCUUUAAGGGCAAGGAUUUCUCGUCUUCUUGAAAUGAUGGGAAGUGCGCAGAGGCAAACCACGGACUUUCCUUCAUACGUUACCUAGUGCAGGUAGUUUCUUUUUCCUAAUUACUUUUUCUAUGAUUAUUGCCGUCCU
Molecule: messenger RNA, 3113 nt
Organism: Aureobasidium pullulans EXF-150
Lineage: Eukaryota; Fungi; Ascomycota; Dothideomycetes; Dothideales; Saccotheciaceae
Exons: 3
Coding region: 137-2845 (902 amino acids)
Molecular function (GO): zinc ion binding
Source: RefSeq, a predicted model, not a curated record